Scatophagus argus is the source of this 1960-nucleotide messenger RNA. It is a transcript of the gene hadhb, whose product is annotated as hydroxyacyl-CoA dehydrogenase trifunctional multienzyme complex subunit beta. Gene Ontology annotation, molecular function: acyltransferase activity, transferring groups other than amino-acyl groups. The record is from RefSeq and is a predicted model, not a curated record. Gene Ontology annotation, biological process: fatty acid beta-oxidation. The coding region runs from base 137 to 1558 and encodes 473 amino acids. The transcript has 16 exons. NCBI's taxonomy places the organism in Eukaryota, Metazoa, Chordata, Actinopteri, Scatophagidae.
UUUUCUUCAGGCAUUAUGUUGGUCUACUAACAUAUUGGUGGGUCCUUGAAAGCGUAGUCCACUAGCACUGCUGAGGUUGGCCGGUCGUUUGACAGGGAAGCGGUGUUGCGAAGACAUAACACAGUUACAGAACACAAUGGCUUCCAUGUUGCUGAACACGAUGAGGAGCUGCUCGGUCAGCCCUUCCUGGGCAAUGCGGCUUGGGGCAUGCUCUCUCAGUACGACAACUCAGCUUCAGGCUCAGGUUCAGACAAAGAGCAAAAAGACACUGGCUCGUCCUGGUGUGAAGAACAUCGUUCUGGUUGAAGGAGUUCGAACCCCAUUCCUGAUGUCUGGGACCACAUAUGCUGACCUGAUGCCUCAUGACUUGGCCAGAGCGGCUCUGCAGGGUCUGCUGCACAAGACGGGUUUGCCCAAAGAUGCUGUAGACUACAUCAUCUAUGGAACAGUCAUUCAGGAGGUCAAAACCAGCAAUGUAGCAAGAGAGGCAGCCUUGGGCGCAGGCUUCUCUGACAAGAUCCCAGCUCACACUGUCACCAUGGCCUGCAUCUCGUCCAACCAGGCAAUGACCUCAGCUGUUGGUCUGAUAGCUGCAGGCCAGUGUGACGCUGUUGUGGCAGGAGGGGUCGAGUUCAUGUCCGACGUUCCGAUCCGUCACAGCCGUAAAAUGAGGAAGACCAUGCUGUCCCUCAACAAGGCAAAGACUCUCGGGCAGAGGCUCAGCCUGAUCGGCAGCAUUCGGCUGGCACACCUCUCCCCAGAGCUACCUGCUGUGGCUGAAUUCUCCACAUCUGAAACGAUGGGCCACAGUGCUGAUCGUCUGGCUGCUGCUUUUGGGGUCUCCAGAGUGGAACAGGACGAGUUUGCUCUCCGGUCACACACUCUGGCCAAAAAGGCCCAGGACGCCAGCCUGCUGCAGGAUGUCAUCUCCUUCAAAGUGCCAGGUCGUGAUAUUGUUUCCAAGGACAACGGCAUCCGCCCGUCCUCCAUGGAGCAAAUGUCCAAACUAAAGGCCGCCUUCAUUAAACCUCACGGCACAGUCACUGCCGCCAACUCCUCCUUCCUGACUGACGGCGCCUCUGCAGUGCUUAUCAUGUCUGAAGAGAAAGCUUUGGCUAUGGGUUACAAGCCUAAAGCCUACCUCAGAGACUUUGUCUACGUGUCUCAGGACCCCAAAGAUCAGCUGCUUUUGGGGCCAACGUACGGGACGCCGAAGGUCCUGGAGCGGGCGGGUUUGACCUUGAAUGACAUUGACGUCUUUGAGUUCCACGAGGCAUUCGCAGGCCAGAUAUUAGCUAAUCUGAAGGCUAUGGACUCAGAUUGGUUCGGCCAGACGUACUUGGGCAGGAAAUCGAAGGUGGGAACCCCUCCCAUGGAGAAGUUCAACCUGUGGGGAGGCUCUCUGUCUCUGGGUCACCCGUUUGGUGCCACAGGCUGCAGGCUGGUGACCACAGUGGCCCACCGGCUGCAGAAGGAGGGGGGACAGUACGGACUGGUGGCGGCUUGUGCAGCCGGAGGACAGGGUCAUGCCAUGGUGAUCGAGGCCUACCCCCAGUGAAGCAAACACACCCGCUGUGACCCGGUCUCCAGAGUCAUCGUGACGGCUACAAGCACCCUAACAUGCAGACAACAGAGUGUACAUACUAGCACCAUUUUGCCUUGAUCAGACAGGAGUCAGAUACCGAAUGUGAGUGUGUUUGAGGAAUCGUGUAAAUUCAGCUUUGCUUCGAGGCUGUUAGAUUAUAGCAAAAUGUCCUGCAGGAAGGCUGCCUUGGAUUCUUGUGGACUUUGAGGUGCGCCGUGUCUGUGUUGUCACUGAGUCAGAUGUAACAUAGCAAAACUGAAGCACUCAGGAGGAGCUGGAGUGAUUCUAAUGUUUAUAUACGCUGUAAUAUUUUUUUUUUUUUUUCUAUCCGGCUGUUGGAAUUAAACAAUGUGAUGAUAACCACACUGACACUCA